Messenger RNA from Entrophospora candida, 3804 nucleotides. NCBI's taxonomy places the organism in Eukaryota, Fungi, Glomeromycota, Glomeromycetes, Entrophosporales, Entrophosporaceae. The record is from the annotation of a GenBank genome assembly.
AUGACAAUUAAAACAACAAAACCAAUUCCUGAUUUUCCUACAUUUGCUGCCUCUUUCAUUAAAAAACAUCCUGAAUAUGAUGGCCGUGACACUAUUAUUGCAAUAUUGGAUACUGGUGUUGAUCCUGGUGCUGCCGGUCUUCAGGUUACUACUGAAGGAAAACCAAAAAUCAUUGAUUUGAUUGAUUGUACUGGAGCUGGCGAUGUAAUCACAAAAACCAUUGUUAAAUCUAUAAUUCAAGAUGGAGGAAGUGAAGUUUUGUACACCAUUCAGGGUUUAUCAGGCCGUACUUUAAUCAUUGAUCCUGAUUGGAAUAAUCCAUCUGAUGAAUUUCAUAUUGGAAUGAAAAGAGCUAUUGAAAUGUUUCCAAAACCUUUGGUUUCAAGAUUACAAAAAGAAAGAAAACAAAGGAUCGAAGUUGAUCAUCAAAAAUAUAUAACGGAAAUUCAACAAAAACUUGCUUUAUGGGAAGAAGAACACCCACCAUCUUCCGGUCCAUCUGAAGCCGAUGUUUUAAUUAAAUCUGAUCUUGAAGCUAGAUUAGACGUUCUAAAAGAUUUAUUCAGGAACUAUGAAGAUCCUGGUAUGAUUUUUGAUGUCGUUACCUUUUUUGAUGGAAAUGAUUGGCGUGUUGUUAUAGAUAUCGAUGAAUCUGGCGAUUUAAGAGGUGGUCCAUUAUUAACUGAUUAUAGGAAAGAAAGACAAUAUCAUACAUUUAGUCAAGAAGAUUUACUUAAUUUUUCGGUCAACAUUUAUGAUGAAGGAAAUCUUGUUAGCAUUGUAAUGGUUUCGAGCACUCACGGCACUCAUGUUGCUGCCAUUGCUGCGGCAAAUUUCCCUGAUGAGCCAACAUUAAAUGGGGUUGCGCCUGGAGCACAGAUCGUUUCACUUAAAAUUGGUGAUGUUCGGUUGGGAAGUAUGGAGACAGGAACUAGUUUAGCAAGAGCAGCCAUGGCUUUAGUCAAUACUAAAGCCGAUGUUGCUAAUAUGAGUUACGGCGAGGUUACCGCUGUGCCAAAUUACGGCCAUUUUUCUAAUUUGAUUCGCGAUGAAGUUAUUGGAAAAUAUGGUUGUAUUUUUGCUUGUAGUGCUGGUAAUAAUGGUCCGGCAUUAACUACUAACGGUUCUCCUGGUGGUACUACUAGCGCUGAAUAUGCUCUACUUGAUUCUGUUCCUGAACGGGCCUAUACAUGGAGUUCUCGAGGUCCAGCUACUGAUGGUGAUGUAGGUGUAACUAUCUAUGCUCCUGGAGGUGCAAUCGCAUCAACUCCACCUUAUUGUUUACAAAAAUCGCAAUUAAUGAAUGGAACCUCUAUGUCUUCGCCUAAUGCAACUGGCUGUAUUGCACUAUUAUUAUCUGGUCUUAAGGCACAAAAUAAAAAGUACACUCCAUAUAGAAUAAAAAAUGCUAUUGUUAAUAGUGCAAAAUCUGUUGAUGAAACCUUUGAUGUUGGCAUGAUUCAAGUUGAAAAAGCAUGGGAUUAUCUUCAGAAAUUUUAUGAUCGUUCAGAUCAAGAUCAAACUUUUCAGAUUUUGAUUCCUGAUAGACCAAGAUAUAAACGUGGUAUUUAUUUGAGAGAAGCUAACGAAACAUCAAGUGUACAAGUAAUUUCAGUUGAAGUUAAACCAAAAUUUAUUAAAGAAAUUGAACCAACAUCUGGUGAAAAUAACACAAAAAAAUUUGAUUUUGAAAGUCGUUUGGCUUUAAUUAGUACACGUCCAUGGGUUCGUUCACCUGAUUUUUUAUUUUUGGGAAGUCAAGGGCGAACUUUUGAUGUUAAAGUUGAUCCUACACAGUUGACGCCUGAACGUGGUCCACUAUUUAAAAUACCAAUUACAGUUGCCAAGCCUGAACUUUUAGAUAAUUCAAAAAUUGUUUAUGACAAUUUAAAAUUUUUGCCUGGUCAUAUUGAAAGAAGAUUUUUGAGAGUUCCAAAAGGUGCAACAUUUGCAGAUGUGACUUUGAAAUUUUCCGUAACACCAUCCUCCACACCAACACGGAUGUUGCUACACACAAUUCAAUUAUUGCCACAAAAAAGAUUCACUUCUUAUGAGAAAAAAGAUUUUUUUACUAUUAAUAAAACUGGUUUUAAUGAUUGUGGUGAUGAUGAUUAUCAUAUUGAAAGGAAAAGAUUUGUUGUCCGUGGUGGCGUUACGAUGGAGGUUACUGAAAUUGUCUUUCAUGGAAUUGAAAUCACCAACACCACUACAAAUGGAGGUGAAACUGUUUUUGUUAACGGUGGUUGUCCUUUCACACAUGUUCUCCGUAAAGCUAUAAGACCUUCUGAAAUGUCACUUAAACCAUUAAGCCCAACUCGAGAUAUCAUUCCUUCUUCUAGGCGAUCUUUUGGUUUAAUACUUACUUACAAGUUUACUACCAUUGAUAAAAAUUUAUCAUUCACGCCAAGAUUUCCAGCAUUCAAUCAUUUAUUGUAUGAUUCUUAUUUCGAGGAUUUUUUUGCCAUAAUAUUUGAUGCCAACAGAAAAGUUAUCGGGUACCUUGACAUUUAUCCGAGCACUUUUAAACUAGAAAGUAAAGGUGAUUAUGUGAUUAGAGCACAAGUUCGUCAUCAGUCUCAACCAAUCUUGGAAAAAUUAAAUAAUACUGUAUGUUUGUUAGACUUUAAUCUUUCAAAAAAAGUUAGCCUGGACAUAUAUAAUCAAAUCUCGGAUGUUUUCACUUCGAGUAAAUCUACAGUUGGUAGAUUGGCAUUGGAAAAAGGUUCUAGACAAGCAUUAUUUAUUGGUUCACCUAAUGACUAUUCAUCUUAUCCAAAAGAUGCAAAACCUGGUGAUAUUUUAAUAGGAAAAUUGAAUUUUAUAAAUAAUUCUGCAAAUAGAAUUGAUGGCGGUCAAAAUUUUAUUAAUUUAAUUAUUCCACCUGCUCCAAUCAAACCUAAAGAACUAAUACCAAGUGAUAAUAAUAAUGCUACUGCUGGUAAUAAUAGCGAUGGUGAUCCUGGGAAAGAUUCAGGUUCUGAUGAUGUUGAUGUUGCUCAAUCAACAGAAAUACCACCACCACCAAUUGAGAAAACUAAAGAAGAAAAGGCAAUUGAAAAUUUGAAUGAAGCAAUUCGUGAUGUACAAAUUGCCAAUUUAAAAAAACUUCCAAUUGAUUCCAGUUAUCUUACUGAUCUACUUUCAGAGCUUGAAGAUAAAUAUCCAAAGCAUUUACCACUUUAUCAAGCUAAAUUAGAAAUAUUUUUGGAAACUGCCAAAUCUUCUACCUCUAAUACUAAUACCACAGAAUUAACAGUAGAAAAUGCAAAAAUAGUUAUAGAUACAGCAGAUGAAUUAUUAUCAAAGAUUGAUUUGCUUGAAUUGGCACGAUAUUAUGGAGUUAAACAAGAAACAAACGUUAAUGAAUCGGCCAAAAAAAACAAAAAGGAGAAUGAUGAAAAAAAGAAAGUGGCAGUAUUAGCAUUACGUUCUAAAGCUCAGGCUUUAAUGGUUCUUGCACAAAAAGCUGCUGCAACAAAUAAAAAUGGUUUAUUGGAACGAUUUGAAGAAACUUAUAAAUCUUUAAUACAAUGGUUAGAUUCUAUUCCACCAACUUCAGAUAUAAAAAACUUGCUUGUUUACAUUAGUAGGGAGCGCCAAGCAAAACGUUAUGGUAAUGCACUUAAAGCCAUUAAUAAAUAUUUUGUUGAGAAUAGCCUUACCAAUGAUAGUACUAGAGAUUAUGAGAAGUUGUUUGAUAUAAAAUCUGAUAUAUUGAAAGAAGUUGGUUGGACAAUUUGGGAAAAUAAUGAGAAAAAAUGGAAAUUGAUUAGAAUACCACCUUCAGGUUAUCCGUCAUUUUAA